This is a messenger RNA of Ochotona princeps (American pika), 2387 nucleotides long. RefSeq names its product vasoactive intestinal peptide receptor 1 (gene VIPR1). The record is from RefSeq and is a predicted model, not a curated record. Gene Ontology annotation, biological process: cell surface receptor signaling pathway; adenylate cyclase-modulating G protein-coupled receptor signaling pathway. Lineage: Eukaryota; Metazoa; Chordata; Mammalia; Lagomorpha; Ochotonidae. Gene Ontology annotation, cellular component: plasma membrane. The transcript has 13 exons. The coding region runs from base 635 to 2008 and encodes 457 amino acids. Gene Ontology annotation, molecular function: G protein-coupled peptide receptor activity; peptide hormone binding; vasoactive intestinal polypeptide receptor activity.
GGAACAGUGCGCCCCACCCAACUCUCGAUUGCUGCCAGAAUCCAGCGCCAAGUGGGUCGCGGCCGCUGCCUGAAAAGGUGGUGGCAUUGCCCGUCCCGCAACCCGCAGGCGCGCAAACUCUCCGAAGCGCUUAAGAAAAACCGGCUGGGAGGCAGCCUGGAGGAGGUGGCUCCGAGAGUAAACCCACAACGCCCUGGGGUGCGGCUAAGGGGGCGUGCGGAGCUUGGGAAGCGUGGCCAGGUUCCUGGGAACAUCGUGGACCGAGCAGGGAAGGACAGGGCGUGGUGGAAGACCGAGACUCCCGGAGACGAGCUCGAAGGGCGAGGGCUCGUGCUCGCUUCACGACGGAAGACAGACGCGUGGGACUCGCGGGGGAAGAGCUGGGGACUCCCCACCCGCGGGGCCCGACCCCGCCCAAUACCUGCACGGCGGCUCCGCCCCCGUGCCAUCCAUUGGCUGCGCCCGUCACCCGUCAGACGAGCCCCCGGGGCCCGCCCCCAGCCCCGCGAGCCUCUUAGCGUUGGGGCCACGGUGCCCGCGCCACUCGGAGGGUUCCUGGCCGUCACCCGCGCGCUGCACCGUGCGCCGGCCCAUUGCCCGCGCGGGGCCGCCCGCCGCGGGCUCAGGGCGGACCAUGGGCCCCCAGAGCCCGCCGCCCACCCGCUGGCUGUGCGUGCUGGCAGGGGCCCUCGCCUGCGCCCUCGGGCCCACGGGUGGCCGGGCGACCAGGAUGCAUCAGGAGUGUGACUACCUGCAGAUGAUCGAGAUGCAGCGCAGGCAGUGCCUGGAGGAGGCCCAGCUGGAGAAUGAAACGGCAGGCUGCAGCAAGAUGUGGGACAACCUCACCUGCUGGCCGGCCACCCCUCGGGGCCAGGUGGUCGUCCUGGCUUGCCCCCUCAUCUUCAAGCUCUUCUCCCCCAUUCAAGGCCGCAACGUGAGCCGCAGCUGCACCGACGAGGGCUGGACACACCUGGAACCCGGUCCCUACCCCGUGGCCUGUGGCUUGAAUGACAAGGCAUCAAGUUUGGAUGAGCAGCAGACAGUGUUCUUCAGCUCUGUGAAGACUGGCUACACCAUCGGCUACAGCCUGUCCCUUGCUGCCCUUCUGGUCGCCACAGCUAUCCUGAGCCUGUUCAGGAAACUGCACUGCACACGGAACUACAUCCACAUGCACCUCUUCAUAUCCUUCAUCCUGAGGGCCGCCGCUGUCUUCAUCAAAGACUUGGCCCUCUUCGACAGCGGGGAGUCGGACCAGUGCUCCGAGGGCUCGGUGGGCUGCAAGGUGGCCGUGGUCUUUUUCCAGUACUGUGUCAUGGCCAACUUCUUCUGGCUGCUCGUGGAGGGCCUCUACCUACACACCCUGCUUGCUGUCUCCUUCUUCUCCGAGCGGAAGUACUUCUGGGGGUACAUACUCAUCGGCUGGGGAGUACCCAGCACGUUUACCAUGGUGUGGACUGUCAUCAGGAUCCAUUUUGAGGAUUAUGGGUGCUGGGACACCAUCAACUCCCCUUUGUGGUGGAUCAUUAAAGGGCCCAUUCUUGCCUCCAUCCUGGUGAACUUCGUCUUGUUUAUCUGCAUCAUCCGCAUCCUGGUUCAGAAACUGCGGCCCCCAGAUAUUGGCAAGAGCGACAGCAGCCCGUACUCGAGGCUGGCCAAGUCCACGCUCCUGCUGAUCCCGCUGUUCGGAGUGCACUACAUCAUGUUCGCCUUCUUCCCUGACAAUUUCAAGGCUGAAGUCAAACUUGUCUUUGAGCUGGUGGUGGGAUCUUUCCAGGGCUUUGUAGUGGCCGUCCUCUACUGCUUCCUCAAUGGUGAGGUGCAGGCCGAGCUGCGGCGGAAGUGGCGGCGCUGGCACCUGCAGGGCGUUCUGGGUUGGCAUCCCAAAUACCAGCACCCGUCGGUCGGCAGCAACGGCGCCACGAGCAGCACGCAGGUCUCCAUGCUGACCCGCGUCAGCCCCAGCGCACGCCGCGCCUCCAGCUUCCAGGCCGAGGUCUCCUUGGUCUGACCCUCAGGCACUGAGAGGCCCCAGGCGGCUCUUCUUGCCUUCUCCUGCCCGCUCUGGCCUGCACCGAAGGACAAAGGCCUGCCUCAAUGCAGCCAGGCUCAGCCCAGACUCCUAGGUCUGGACACUCCGGAGGAAUGCAGCGCUUGCACCUGCCCGAAGCCUUUGCACAGUACUAGUAAGGGGAGGCGCUGCUUGAAGUCAGAAGGAAGGGUGGAACACCACUAAGGACUAACCGGCAAGGAAUUUGCAUACUCCUGGCUCCACCCCCCAUGAUCUCCUCUGACCAAUGGGAGGAAAGCAACCUGCCAUCUUCCAAAGACUUUUGGGUGAUCUAAAGGCAGUGGAGACCUUCCAGGAAAGGUCAACCACCACCUCCCCC